Trichobilharzia regenti is the source of this 479-nucleotide messenger RNA. Lineage: Eukaryota; Metazoa; Platyhelminthes; Trematoda; Strigeidida; Schistosomatidae. The record is from the annotation of a GenBank genome assembly.
AUACAAUUGAAAUAUAGACUGUCUAAGCAGUUUGAUCGGAUUUCACCUGAUAUUACUACGAUUACAAACGUUGCUAAGAUGCGUUCAUACCUCAUUUUCUGUUUAACUCUCACCUUAUUCGCUGUGAAUACUUCUAGUGCUGCUAAAGAGGAUGAUGAGUUAACUGAAUCUGUCGAGGAUAUUGCUAAAGCACUUAUCAAUCUCGGCUUAGAUUAUGUGAUCCGAUUAGAUGAAUGGCUUGAUAAAAAUGUUGGCAAGAAAGAAUUGAAAGAGAUUAAACAGAAUUUAAUGAAAUUCAGUCAACUUGCUGUGAAUUUCAUUGAUACAACAUUUGCGAGUAUAUUAACGGACGAUGAUACAGAAAAGGAGGAAAAGAAGACAAAACAUUCAGAAUUAUAAAAUUUUCAUUGUCUGUAUUAAACAAGGAAAUUAAGUCUUGUGUAUAAAGAAUGUAAAUAAAGAAAUUUUCUUGCUUGAAA